AUGCCUUGGUCGCACAGGCCUCUGGAGCCCUGCUACCUGUCAUGUGUGCUGGCAGUAUGUGCAUCUGUUUGUCAAACUGAAGACUUUCCUUCCUCUCUUAAGCUGUUAGCUGCUGCUUUACAGGAGAAAAGGGGCAAUAGUAAUGGACACUAUUGCCAGUGGUGGUCUGAGAAUGUAAAGACACAGAGGCAUUUUAGCUGUGAAAGCAUCACAUCUAAUCUGCCUGUACCUACUAUUGCUGCAAUAGAUGGAACUGCCUUAGGUGGUGGCCUAGAACUUGCAUUAGCCUGUGAUAUACGGGUGGCAGCAUCUUCUGCUAAAAUGGGCCUAGUUGAAACAAAGUUGGCGAUCAUUCCAGGUGCAGGGGGGACACAAAGAUUACCUCGCACAAUUGGAGUGUCGUUGGCAAAAGAACUAAUCUUCUCUGCACGCAUUGUAGAUGGCGAGGAAGCAAAAUCAAUAGGAUUGAUUAGCCAUGUAGUAGAACAGAAUGAAGCAGGGGAUGCUGCAUACAGAAGAGCAUUAGCUCUGGCAAGAGAAUUCUUACCUCAGGGACCAGUAGCAAUGAGAGUUGCAAAACUGGCUAUCAAUCAGGGAAUGGAGGUCGACUUAGUAACAGGUUUAGCAAUUGAAGAAGCUUGUUACGCUCAGACUAUCCCAACAAAAGAUAGAAUUGAAGGCCUACUUGCAUUUAAGGAGAAGAGACCUCCUCGCUACAAGGGAGAAUAAAAGAAUCUGAUGCCUUUAAAAUACAGGGGGAUAAAAGUACUUCUAUGAGGACCAUUAAGGUGCACUUUGCAUCCGCACCUGGAAUAUCACAAUCACCAAAGUAACAGCAAAUCAUACAGAUGUUACAACAUUUUGAAUGUGUUCAUACUUGUACGAAAUCAAGAUAGAAAUGUGUGUCAGCUCAUGCUCAUUACAGUUUCUGAUGGUUGAUCUGUGUGUUGGCAAAGUUACAGGUUCAUGCAGCAUUUUUAAAAUUUCACGUGUAGGAAACAUGCCAUUCCACAAUUGAAAAAACUCUGUAAUUCUUUACAUAGACAAAAUGUAACUGUGAUGUUAAGCAUAAGUCUGCUGUAUCAUUUUAUCAAAACAAAAGCAACUACUGAACACCAAAAAUAAGAAAUUGUACCAAAUAUGCAUUUAAAUUAUUCUGUAUAUCAGUAAAAAUCAUAUUUGAGUAUUCUAUCAGAAUAUGUAUAUUAUUAAUAAAGGUAAGGGAAAUGAAAAGGAUGAUCAUUUAGAAAACGUUAUGCUUUGUUUAUCUUACUUACUCUAUCCUAAGCAAAAUGAAAUUCACUUUAGCACUUAAUGGUGUCCUUUUGAUAAAGUUGUUGCCAUUAUAUUCAUUUAAUUGUAUUAAAUGAAGACAUUUUCGAGGCCAGCCUUUAAUUAUACAUUCAUGUCUGUUAAACCUGUCUUUGUCUUGCAUUUUUCCAACAUUUCAUCUGAUCAGCACUGUAAUGCAACUUUAUUUCACUUUCCCAGUUAUUUUAAAUUUUUGAUGAUUGUAUUAAAGAUGGUUGUGUGGGGAUAUGACCAAUGUGCUGUAAUAGAACCUAGAAUUAUCUUAAUCUCCAGAAUAUUCUUUUUGCAAGUUUUAUGAAUGUAUAUUUAUAUACAACACGGAUGAUGUUGAAAGGUUCUUUAUUUUGUGGUGGCCUCAGAGUUUUUUUCAUACCUUGCAAGAGAAAUGCAGUAGGUUUCGAGGUAAGGAAACUUGUGAUUCAUACUGUAUAUUUGCGGUGGACGCAGCAUAUACGGCAAAUGUCUGGAAAUAACCUCGUAGAAAGUAUUUUUGUUAAUUUGACUGGAAAAUAAACAUGGCUUAGCAGUCCAA
Molecule: messenger RNA, 1843 nt
Organism: Oenanthe melanoleuca
Lineage: Eukaryota; Metazoa; Chordata; Aves; Passeriformes; Muscicapidae
Gene: AUH
Product: AU RNA binding methylglutaconyl-CoA hydratase
Exons: 7
Coding region: 1-729 (242 amino acids)
Biological process (GO): fatty acid beta-oxidation
Cellular component (GO): mitochondrion
Molecular function (GO): enoyl-CoA hydratase activity
Source: RefSeq, a predicted model, not a curated record